Messenger RNA from Phytophthora sojae, 11175 nucleotides. RefSeq lists its product as hypothetical. Gene Ontology annotation, biological process: telomere maintenance; protein phosphorylation; DNA damage checkpoint signaling. Lineage: Eukaryota; Oomycota; Peronosporomycetes; Peronosporales; Peronosporaceae. The transcript has 9 exons. Gene Ontology annotation, molecular function: protein serine/threonine kinase activity; protein binding. The record is from RefSeq and is a predicted model, not a curated record. Gene Ontology annotation, cellular component: nucleus. The coding region runs from base 1 to 11175 and encodes 3724 amino acids.
AUGGCGACCCGCGCGGCAGCGCCCGACGAGGCGGAGAAGAGCGACGUGGACAGCCUGCUGCGCCUCGUGCGCGCCCACCAGCGGCAGCACGACGACCGCGCCUACGACUCGAGCGCUCCGGCGGCCAUCCGCCGCUGCAAGACCAUGCUGACGAAGCUGCGCAGGCUGCUGCCUAAGCUCAUGCGGCCUGUGGCCACGCUGCCGACCGACAAGGCCGUGCCCGUGCUGCAGGACCUGUGCCAGCUGCUGACGUUGCUGCUCGGAGGCGGCGCGUGUCCGCACUCCAUGACGCUCUUCAUGGAGAGCAGCAGUGCAGGUGCGACCCGCGCGCAGGGCAACCCGGCGGCCUCGGGCUUCCCGUCCUACCCGACGAUGGCCACGAUGCUGUUCUACAUGGUGUCCUUCUACACGAAUGAGAGGCUGAAGCAAGCACAACGAGAUGUGCGCAACGUGACGCUGCAGAUGGUGCUGUUCCUACAGCGGAACGACGUGUAUGGGUUCAUCCACUUCUUCCGGGACACAGUGCAGCUGCUAGAGGACUGCUUCUUGCUGGAGGAGUCGCUGAAGAACAGGAACGACACGGACGUGCUGCCAGGCGGGGCGAGCAUUGCGUGCUAUUUGGACACGGCCAUUCACGUGUACCAAGACGCGGACGGACCGCUGGGCGCCAAGAGCAAUGUUACGCUGUGUGGCUGCAUGCCCAUUACUGAUGUGAACCAGCUCUACGAGCGCAGAGAGCAGCUGAAGCAGAUGCUGCCGUCGAUUCACGUGACUUCCUAUGGAAUGGUGGUGGCUCUUCGGGAAUCGGUGACGGUGCUGGCGGAUCGGAUCGUCCGAGAACAUAAUGCGAUGCUGGAAGGAGAUCAAUCGUUCGACAGGCUGUGCCAGUUGCUGCAGCUUUUUAUUGUAAAGAAUGAAGCACUUGUGAAGAGUGCAGAUGAAGCGUUCGGCGCUGUGUCGACUCAAGGUGCGGAUGAAGUUACUCGAAGCACGCUUCGCCUACUGCACACGAUGCUCCAGGUGAGCAUGGCUAUGGAGCGACGUUUUGUGCGCUUGACCCUGAUGUACUUGACGUCAACCGGUGUCCAUGAAAGCAACCCUCGAAUACUAAAAGCAUGUGCCGCCAUUCUUGAACUGGUUGGCUCAGCAUAUCCGCGAUUGUCUAAGUUUGCCACCGAUGUACUAUGGCCACCUUUUGAGUCAUGGGUAUCGGAGAAUAUGCAGCUUACCUGUGGAGCCAACCGUGAAAGCAAAAGCACGGUGGAAAUGAUUUGGAUGGCUGUGCUUUCGAUUCUGAGCCAGUACACUCGCCAGUCCAGCACCGCGACCCCUGCUUCGUUGUUCGUGGAUCUGUUGGGGAAUGUCGACGUGCGAGUAUCAAACCCUACGGUCAUUUCGAGCGUCGUUGAUGGUAUUCACCGCGUAUUGUCGUCCAAGGAAAUACUGAUGAAAGUUAUCCGCUUCAUAUCAAAGGCACUAGUGAACAAUGGAGCUGAUCGAACGAAGUCCAGUGAAUACCCAAAUACAACAAGGAAGCGCAAGCGGAAUGAAAUGUUUCUGAGUAAACAGAGUUCGCCUGGAGUGUUGCGUCGCGAAAGCAGCGUCGAGCUGCACGAGAAGUUGGGCCAAUGGAUUAUUGAUUUGAUUUCGAUCGGUAGCGGGGGCGAUCGAAAAAGUGUAGUGGCAAUUACCACAGGCUUGCGGGUAAUUUUGCCACUCCGUCGCUAUAUUGUGGCAUUUGUGCGUCUGGAAAGCUUUGCCGUAUUCAGAGCCCUUCUUCAGCGUGUGGAUCUGGUUGUGAAUACCUACGCGCCCUCGCUCACGCCCCUCACGAGUGAUUAUCUGGAUUUAUGGAUCGUUUUGCUUCGUUAUUAUGAUGACCACGAGCUUGAAAAAUAUCGGGACCUGCUUGCUAAGGUCGUUGAGAGUGUCGAGACUCAGCAAAUCUUCGCCCAGAGUAUCGAACGAGACAAGUCAUUUCUGGUGCCCGACUGCUGGGAGUAUUUGGAAUUCUUACAGCUAUACCAGGUUCAUCCGAAAUGCCACGAUAUGUCUCCUUCCGAGAACUUGACCGAAGUCUCGUACGACUAUCUCCGGUCCUCAGAGGCUGUGCUCGAUGUUGUUUUCCGCAAAUCGGUGCCCUUGCGCGGACCUUUCCUCGUCUACUUCGUGUGGUCACGCUCUGUGAUACUCAAUUUGGGUGGUGAGGAUUCCUGGCGUAAUGCUCUGCCGUGGAGAGUCGCUUACCAGAGCAUUCUACGCGAGACCACAGCCGACGCAGCAGUUUGUUCCUAUCUUGCGAUGAUCCCUCUUCUUGCCUUCUUUAUCGUGGCUGGAUCUAUAACGUCUCCGAAAAGGAUGGCUACGUGUGUCAUGGAGGCAUUAAGUGGAAAACUGCAGCGUACGAGGUCCAAGGCGAUAUCGUCAGCAAUUAUCCAAGUGUGUGGAGCAAUGCUCUGUGCAACAGCGUACGGCCAAGCUCUAGCUGACGGGAUUAGUAACUCCGUCGAUAAAAAAGAAGCUGCUGCCCAUUGUCGCUCCAGCAGAUGUCAGUGUCGAGAUCUUGCUAACAGCUUCCAAGCGGUACCAAUUCCACUUGCUCUAUUCGAAACAAUCAUUUGCGAUGACGCUGGCAGUAAUUCCGAAGAUAUGCAAGUCAUCACGAUAAACGCAUUGUCAAGCGUUUUUGAGCAUUGUGAAGUCGACUACGGAAAUGAUCACACUGCCAUGCGAUUUGUGGAAUAUCUUUUGGCCUGUUUUGAGCAUCGCUCUGGGCUCGUUCGCCAAGCGGUGUUAGAAUCAAUAGUCCACCAUCCACGCCUUCUCGAUGCAAUGAUUGAUCCGGCUAAGGCUGGAGUCCCCGGAUUAAUGGAGCGGUUGGAGGCCCUUAUGACAGCAGCCGAAGAAUGCUCUGAUGAGAGUCUGAUCACGGCGAUGCUGUUGACGUCGGGUACUGUUGGCUGUGAAUGUGACCCACAGCAAGGUGAUCGUGGAGAUAAUUGCAUCUGGAUCCUCUUGCGACUGGUCUCUAUGUGGAACCGUUUUCACAUUGCAAAACGCUCACGAUACGAAGCCAUGGCCUUUGACCAAAUUUGCCGCAUUACCUCCCAUCAUUGUGUGUCAUGGAGACGUUUGUGUGUUGACUUUCCAGAGUUGCUUUACUUUUCUCUAGUGGACGAACUGUUGGAAACUCAGACGCUUCAGAUGUUCCUUCGUACAUUCAUGGGCGGGAAAGUCGACAUCAAAGUUUUCUUGCGAGCAAGCGCACCAUACGUUCUUCCGAAAUAUGUUGUGAAUCAAAACGAGCGGAUGUUACAUGCGUACGUUGACGAGUAUAACGGCGGCGACGGAGAUGCGAUCAUGAUGGAGGACGGUGCAGAAGGCGAUCCACCUAUGACUAUCACGAAUCUUCUCUUGAAUCACCUUGACUACGUGUUGAAAGACCUGCUUAUUCACCAGGUGCAAGCAGUCUCCAACAAAAAUCGCUUAGCAGAAUGGGAGUUUUUGCUUAAAUUCCUACCAGAGAACUCCACUGUGCGUGAUGUAGUUACGCACUCUCCGCUUCGGCUAAUGAACUUAUUAGCGUGGGAGCUUGGCGGUCCUCAGUCGCGCAUGGCGAAGAGGGCAAUACGAGAGGUUGCAAAUUGCUUGAGUGAAGAUUCAAGGGAGGCGGAAACGAUCGAACAAGUGGCAAGCCUGCAACCUGGAGAGGGGUGUAUGCCUCGCCAGUAUUUCCUGGCGCUCAUGACAGACCUGGGCAAUCGAAUAAGCGGUAAAAAUCCACUUUCCAUUAAAAUUCGGGCGAUCAAGAGUAUCGACAGAUUGCUGGAACUCUACAGUAACUCAUCAUCGGACUUGGGUACUAGCACCCAGAGCAACGGAGUCGUCGAUAUUUUUGUGCCAAAAGUGAUGGCAACAUUGAAGGUCGCCCUCACGGAACGUGAACUGCAAGAACACGCGAUACAAGCUUGGGGUAAUUUUCUGCGAAUGCUCUCAACUAAAGCCCUCGAGGUGAAUUUGAGCUCUAUCAUUGUGAGCUUUCUUCCAUGUCUUGGUCAUGAAGCUUCUGCAAUAUUGACCGAAGACAGGGCGAUAACGGGCAGUCAAUGCUGGAAUGUGGAGUCUCUCGAACUUUUGAAAUAUGAUGCCGAGUGUUCAUGCGAACGCGAUGAGGUUCAAGCUCGAUGCAUGACAGGGGCGGUGAGUAUACUGCGGUAUUUAUUUAUCGAGAGAAGAGCAGAGCUAAAAGCAGCGUUUCCGAAAAUACCGUUGCUGCCUUCAAUUCCGGAGCUUGACGAGAUAUUUGCCGUUCUUUACGAGGAAGAUGGCGAUCCAAGGCAUCGACCUUUGCGCGAAUACUUGAUGGACCUGGCAUCAUACGUAAAUCAUCUGGAUGUAGCGGUUCGUGAAAUGGCGCUGGUGCAAUUGCUGCGUUGCCUCUCGGUACGUGGUGCUGAGUUGGAGGCACUCAUGCAGAAUGAAGGAGACAUAUUUAUUGAUCAGGCACUUGCGAGUGUGGUCCAGUCUAUUCUGCAGCUUUCCCGCACAGAGAGCCACGAACCGAUUAAAUUGCUCUGUGCUAGAUGCUUGGGGGCACUGGGCGCAAUUGAUAGUGCGCGCAUGCCAUUAUAUAUGUUUUACACGUCCGGCGGGUCCCAAGCAAGUGCUGCAGUUGCAAAGGAAAAGCAAAAAGUGGAGUAUACGAUGAAGGAUUUAGCCUGUGCGCUGAUUGAAACGUGGCUGGUGAAGGAAUUGCGUGCAGCACCCGAAAACACAGACUCGUUAGCAUUUGCUAUUCAGGAGCUGUUAAGAAUCCUGGCAGAGCUGACAGCUGAUCCACAACAGAGCGGCCAAAGUAUGGCUUCGACAACUGCGUACAAAGCAAGGCAGGAUCCCAAUGCUCCUAUGCCUGAAUGGAUGAAAAGAAGAUUCGAGCGGAAAGAGGUCCUUCAGUUUGUGGAGCCAUACUGGUCAACAAACUACACUGUGUCAGGUGGCCGCUCUUCACGUCGCAAUGGUAGCAGCGGGUCGGACCGACGGUCAUCUGCGAGCGCGGAUCGAACCCUUCAAAUCGCACGCGAUGACAUUUUAUAUUAUGAAAAGUACGGAACGUCAUACGAAGAAUGGCUUUUGAUGUGGUGCCGGCGAUUAAUCAGUCUUUCCCAGCCUCCGGAGCGAAAAGUUUUCUGGGCGUGCAGAACUGCGCUAGCGACGUGUCCUCAAAUCGCUCGGUUUUUGCUACCAUAUUUGAUACAGAAUGUGCUUCGCUCUGGAAGAUCGGAAGUUGGAGAGGAACUCAAGAAAGAAGUUAUGGCAGUGCUAGACGGCCAGGACUGUGGUGUUUUGAUGGACGAUGUAUUAAUGGCACCGCCCGAUUCUGAGCACACUAAUGACUCCGUCAAGAGCACCAGUAGUUCGCCAGAGAAAAAUGUUGGCGAUUUCUUCCGCCGCCAUGACCAAUGCUCCCAGACCAUUUUCUCUACGAUCGAUGAGUUGAAUGAAUGGAUUUGGACCAGCGAGAAAAAGCGCCUCCAGCUCAGUGCUGCUAGUGCUGCCAGCCGCCAGACGUCUGCAUCGGCACGCAGCGAAGCUCCAUCUGAGAUUGAUGACCACGAAAAGGAUUAUUUAGAAGAGUUUCUGAAAGAAAUCCCCAGUCGCUCACUCUCGAACGCCGCAUAUCAAAUCAGAGCGUAUGCCCGGGCAAUUCAAUACUUUGAAGUGUAUCUGCGGCAACAAGAAUUUACUCCGACUGAAGCAAGAGAUGCUAAUAUUCCCAUGGCGGGGCCGAUUCAUCCGUCGCUGAUCUUCAAAAACGCAUUUUAUCUCCAGCAACUUUACAAAAGCGUGGACGAACCUGACGCGCUUAUAGGCUUAGCAGCGGUGCGACGUUUGUAUGACACCUAUCGGCACAACGACGCUGGAGCAGACCUCCCAGAUGAGGCUCAGGAGGAGGGCUUAGACCUCUCCGAUUUAAUGCAUCAAAUUGUUGACCAUGAGCAGCUUGCUCAAUGGGAAGACGCUUUGGCUUGUUACGAGCAAGCAAUCCAAGAAAUCCAGUCGGCUCUAUCUUCCAGAUCAUUGCCAUCAAGCCGACCACACUACAGCCAACUUCAAAUGAUGCAACCUCCGGCCGAAAUUUUGGAAGCGGACGCUCACAAGGACCCUGACGUGAUCAAACCCGAGUUGUAUUCUGGAAUGAUUAGCUGCUUGAUCCAACUUGGCCGUCUCGAGAGUGCUUUGCAGCAUAUAAACGGCAUUGUGACACAAGAACCGCAAUUUAUGGCUACGAUGUAUCCUUUCGCACUCGAGUGCUCUUGGCGACUAUCGCGGUGGGAGCUUCUGUCCGACUUGCUAAGUGCCGAAAAGCAGAACCCCCUUCUUCACUCGUCAAACGGCUCGUCUGAAGGACCGGCAAGCACUCGGCUAAAGGGAUUUGAUGUCUCGCAGUUAAUGCUGGUUCGCGUGCUGCACAGUUUACAUGGUGGAGAGCAAGAAGAGUUUCAGCGUCACCUGAAAGCAGCGCGCUUGGAAGUAAUGGGACCUCUUGCAGCGGCAUCUGCUGAAUCCUACCAGCGUGCAUACCCGCUCCUGCACGAUCUCCACUUUCUGCACGAGGCAGAGCAGGGGUUCAUAUUUUUACAGAAAACAAAAGAAUGCGAAGACCUGGAUCGACGCAGUCUUCUGUGGAAAAAGCAGACCCCUUGGAAAAUGCGCUACGAUGCAGUUGCAACAUCCCUCAAGUACCGUGAUCCCAUACUAGCAUUGCGUCGGGUGCUUCUUCACGAGGCCGGGCUUCGCAGCGAAGUAUCUGAGAACUGGUUGCUGUACGCGAAACUAGCCAGAAAAGAAGGGUUCAUCCGUACAGCUACGAGUGCUGUAAUGCACGCUGAAGCACUGGAUAACCAAUACGCGAUGAUAGAGAAGGCCAAGCUACUGGUCAGCCAAGACCGAAUGCGUGAGGCUUUGCAGAUCUUGGAGCCGAUGGACAUCGAUGCUAAUACGUUGGAUUAUGACGUCGAAGACCCUCACUACUGCGCUAAAAACCUGCUUUUGGCGACCAACUGGAUGCAGGCGUCUGGCCAGCGUCAGGGCAAAAAGGUGAUCGAGCGCUAUCAAGCUGUCAUUCACUUUGAUCCAACGUGGGAGAAAGGAUAUUUUUUCCUAGCAAAGUACUAUGAGUACUUGCUGAGCAUAAGCCAUCCGGAUGCCCUCAAUGGAUCGAUGAGUAAUGAUUCGACCGAAGUUGUGAUAGACUCGGUAUUUCACGCGCACCUGAUCAACUUGAUGAAGAAUUACGUGCACGCAUUAUCGCAUGGAACAAAGUUUGUUUUUCAGUCCCUUCCACGACUGCUUACGCUAUGGUUCGAGUAUGGAGAAGUGUUAUAUGCGAGUGCUACCGGCGGACGUACCAGCAACAAAGCAAACAAGGCUCUGCGGCAAAUUGAGAUCGGGUUGAGCCAGUCCACCACAGAACAAAAAAUCCUCGAUGAUAUCGAUAACAUUGUCAACGAGGCGGCCGAAUCAUUGCCAGCAUACGAAUGGCUCAUGUGCUUUCCGCAAGUGACAUCGCGUAUAUGUCAUCCCAAUCCUGUUGUGGUUGAAGGUGUCAAGAAAAUUAUGAUUCGGGUGCUACAUGCUUAUCCAACUCAAGCUAUGUGGCCGCUGCUGGGCCUCUCGCGAUCGUUGAAUACGCAGCGACGCAAUCGUGCGCGUGAGAUCAUCUCCGUUACACAGAAGGAGCUUAUCUCUCAGGGCCUCAAAGAGAUUGCAGAGAGCUUCUCCGAGGGAACGAGGAUGGCAGACGAGCUGAUCAGCCUCGCCGGCCACGACCCUGGCAACAGUCAACGGAAGAUUCACAUUCGACUGAGUCGGAUUCGGACUAGAAUUCUCGUGCCGAUUCAGGCUGCUCUGACUACGAUUCUGCCGGUGUCUGGGAAAGCCCCUCGUGACGAAUUUCACGUUGCCUUCUCAGCGAAUGCUGAAAUUUACAUCAAGGCUUUCAGUGACAAGGCUGAUGUGAUGAUGACCAAGGAGAAACCCAAGCGCAUUGAAAUUUUGGGCACCGAUGGGAAUUUAUAUCCGUUCCUGUGCAAGCGUGAGAAGACGGGUGAUUUACGCAAGGAUGCACGCAUGAUGGAGUUUAACUCGAUGAUUAACAAGCUCUUGCAGAAGGAUCAAGAAGGCCGCAAGCGGAAACUCCGUUUGCGCACGUACGCGGUGGUGGUGCUGAACGAAGAGAGCGGGCUGAUGGAGUGGGUAAGGAACACGAAGGCCAUGCGGCAGCUCAUCGGGCAGAUCCACAAAACGGAGCGUGGGUACAUUCAGCCUAUUCGAAUGACGCAUGAGGUCAAGGAUCGAUAUUUGAACAUGCAGAAGAAGUACGCGAACGACCCUCACGCGAUGGCGCGAUACUACCGCCGUAAGGUGCUUUCGAUGCCUGUUUUCACGCCAAGAUUCCACCAGUGGUUUUACAACAACUUUGCCGAUCCUACGGCAUGGUUCGAGGCCCGACUCACCUUCUCGCGGUCGGCAGCCGUAUGGUCCAUGGUUGGACACAUCAUUGGCCUCGGCGAUCGUCACGGUGAGAACAUUCUGAUCGACUGCACUAAUGGCGAGUGCGUGCAUGUGGACUUCGACUGUCUUUUCGACAAGGGUCUCAAGCUAGCAAAACCCGAGAUCGUGCCGUUCCGCUUGACGCCAAACAUCAUUGACGCCUUCGGAAUCACGGGCUACGAGGGUGUUUUCCGUCGCGUCAGUGAGGUGACGAUCCGUCUGCUUCGAGAGAACAAGGAGACGCUACGGAGCGUACUUGAGGCCUUUAUCCACGACCCGUUAGUGGAGUGGGGUCGUCGCGGCAAGGCCACGCAGAACAGUGCCGGUAAAUCCAUCCCUGACCUGUCAACCGAGCGCACCAAACAGGAGACGCGCCUCGUGCUCAACACCAUCGACGACCGACUGCGCGGCAUCUACAACUUGGGAGACGCCAUCCGUCCGCUUGUGUCGGCGAACCACCGCAGCAUUCUGCCGGAGACCGACUCGUUGCCGCUCUCAGUGCAGGGCCAAGUCGACAAGCUCAUCCACGAGGCCACGUCGCUGGAAAACCUCGCGCAGAUGUACAUCGGCUGGAUGCCGUUCCUAGGACUCGAAGGCUCGAUCGCUGGCGUCGCGGAGGUGCCGAGGCGGGAAUGCUGCGAGCGCAUUGGUACAAUAAUUGUUUUUCAGUCCGUUAUUUGUUCUCAACUUGGGGGUCGCUGUCGAUGGUUGAGCACUUCGACUGACCCGGCUAAAGACAGCGCCGCCGCCUUCAUCCACGAUGAUCUAGCGAGCUUUAAUGUCGACUGCUCACUGGCCGUCAUUGAGACGGAAGGCAGCAUGCCCUUGUCGUACAUUUUGUCAAGUCGGGCGACAGGUUCGCGGACAAUUGUGCACUCGCGCACAAUCGCUGAGCUGGGCGUGGAAGCUUUCAAGAAGCAGGUGGAGCGGUAUUUUACCGAGAUUCGACAGGAUGCGGACGCACCUGUGUGGUUCCACUUUGAGGGACGCAACAUGGAGUCUGCGAGGCAGAUGAUGAUGCACGUUCGAGAGAAGGCACCGCAAGCCAAAAUUUCGGUCGAGAUCGAGUUCCCGAGAUACCCGUGGACUCUGGCAAAGACACUGGCAUCACUUGCGGACUACGUGUUCAUGUCCAAGGAUUACCUUCGGGACAACAUCAACAUUGGAAGCGCACAGGAGUUUUUCGAUCGGAUUCAACGCCAGCAGUGGGGUGAAUACUGGAGCCAGUGGGUGAAGGCGUUCAUCUGUCCUUGGGGCUCGGAAGGCGUCUACUAUAUGGAGAUGAUCGGGACAACGCGGCAUCAUAUCCCUACUGCUCAGCUCGAUCGCGUGGUGGAGUCCAAUGGAGCGGGCGACUCGUUUAUUGGGGCCAGUCUUGCGGGCUUAUCGCGUGGCAAUGUACCCCUCCAGCUUGUGCUGAAGACUGCGUGCGACGUUGCUACUGUGAAAUGCGCACAGCAUGGCUUUCAGCUUCCUGCGGACAGGAUCUUGAAGUGGCAGCAGGACUUGCAACAUGAACGCUCCGGUGAAAUAGAUGAUGAAGGCACCGAUCCCGAUACGGAGCAGACAUCUCAUAGCGUGACUUCUGAAGUUGAGAUGGAGCUGGAUAUGGUCCAGCCUUCUACUGGAAUAGGUGAGUCAUCGGCGCACCUCUUUGCUGUGCCACUUUUGUCGGUAUUGGAGGAAGACGACGAUGGAGACAUCGUUGUACCUCGAAAGCGUUCUCGGAAGCGAGUGAAGUCAGCCGAACAGCGUGUUAAUUGCGGUGAUGAAGCUGCGAACGAAGCCACUACAGUCCAGACUGAGAAGCUUAAAGGCACUGACGCCAGCUUCGUCUUGGAGGCACGCAGCCGUACCACAUGGGAUACCGCAGGCACCCAGCUUUGGAGAGCAGCAUUCCUUCUCGCAGAAUAUAUCUACAGCUCGCCGAUACUAACAUUCGUGACAACAAUCGCUCUCUGCAGGAACUUUUCGCGGGCCAAACAGUUCUUGAACUCGGUUGCGGGAUUGGUAAGACGGCUAAUAGGCACUACUGUAGUCAACGAUAAACCAGGAACUCAGAUUGCUGGUGGCUUGCAGGGUUUACUUCAAUCGUGGCUUCCCGGAGAUUUGCAUUUUCGAUUGCUCGAUUGGGACAAUGGUAACUCGGCAUCAACCACCGGCGAGAACCCGCCAUCUCUGUACGGCUGGACUCCUUGCGAUCUAGCCGAGCUGGAAAAUCUGACAACCAUCAUCGCCAGCGAUGUUUUCUACGACGAUGCCACCACGAUACUGUUCUUGUGUGCUCUUCGUCGGUUGAUGGUGCAGUACAACCGUGCAAAAGCGUACGUAUCGUUGGAACGACGCACAGUCUUCUCUGCUGUGGCUAUGCGAGUUGUUUCGCUUGGCUAUGACGCCUAUCAAGCCCACAUUUGCUCGCAUGAUCCGAGCAUUUGCCACACUCGCGUCUGUGGAAAUCAAAUACAGUGCCGGGUGUGCAGUGCAGAAGCCUCUGAAAGCAAGGAAGAGCUACUCCGCUUUGUUGUGCAAGAAAUUGACGUCAACGGCUUCCCUCAGCGCUUCAAGUAUGAUAGGUUGUCCUCGUUAAUGCUCUGGCAGAUCAACGCGGUAGUGAUUCCUUAA